Setaria italica (foxtail millet) is the source of this 4347-nucleotide messenger RNA. RefSeq lists its product as uncharacterized. NCBI's taxonomy places the organism in Eukaryota, Viridiplantae, Streptophyta, Magnoliopsida, Poales, Poaceae. The record is from RefSeq and is a predicted model, not a curated record.
UCCCCCCGGCCGGCCCAGCGCAAGGCGAGACCACAGCCAGCCGAGCCCGAGCCCAUCACAUGCCAUCGCCACUUCGCCCUUGUUCUCUCCCUUCGCCUGCCACAUCUUCUUCUUCCUCACGUAGUCACGUACACUCACUGCCGCGGCGUCGUUUAACCUUUCACCUGAGCCUACCUACCUGUACCUGCCUCCUGGACCUCCAUUGCUCGCUCACUGCUCCGGUUCCUCGGGGAAGCAAGCACACAUGGUGCGCACGCACGGCUCGGCGGCAUCGCAUUCACUUCCCUGCCCGGCCCCGGGGGGUCUGCGUCCUCCCUGCCAACGCAUUCACUAGCUAGCUGCUGCUGAGUGCUGCCAGAGCUACCUCGCACUGUGCCGCUGCCUGCUCUCCUCGUCCUGCUGCAGCGCCAGCACUAGUCCUAGAUAGCCCUGCUCCAACUGAGCUAGCAGCUGGGUGGCGGUACAUAACGAGAAAAGGGGGAGGACAGAUGGUGUGGAAGAGCUGGGGCGCCAUUGCGCUGCUUCUGCCCGCCAUUGUCGCGCUCGUCCUUGCCGUGGCCCCGCCGCUCUGCUCCGGCGCCGCCGAUGUCGCCGUCGGCUUCUCCGCCGCCCCGCCCCGCGUCUCCAGGUCGCCGUCCGCCGCCUUCGCCUUCCGCGUCGCGCUGACCACCGGCGGCGGCGGCGGCGGCGGGCCGUGCGGCGACUGCACCGUCACCUGCCUGCUGGACGGCGGGACGGCGUCGGCCUGCGGCGGGUCUGGGAACGGCGGCGGCAACGGGACGGAGACGGUGAGCUAUGCAGGGCUCGACGACGGGAACCACACCUUGGCGGUGUGCGCGACCCGAGGAGGAGGGCAGAGCCCGACCUGCGCCACCUACGCAUGGGAUGUUGACACUGUCCCCCCGACGGCGUCCGUCUCGGCGGGGUCGGCGGCGUUCACGAGCGCGCCCAACGUGUCGGCGCUCGUCUCCUUCACCGAGCCCUGCCCCGGCAAUGGCGGAUUCGUCUGCAACGACACCUACUGCAAUCUCGUCGUGUACGGCCCCGGCCGCGUGGAGCCGUCCACCCUCCAGGAGCUCCGCCCCGGCCUGCUCUACUCCGUCGCCGUCGCCAUCUCGCCGGAGGCCCAGUACGGCCGGAUCAUCCUCCUCAUGGGCAGGGGCUUCUGCACGGACGCCGCCGGCCACCCCUUCACCAGGACGGCCAACUCCACCUUCACUCUGCAUUUCGAUCGAAGGGAUGACUCCAUGAACAUCACCGCCACCGUCCCCGAAAAGAUGCUGCAGAUACAGGGCGUCACGAGGCUGGUCCAAGCCACCAACGAUGAGAAGGACCUGAGGGUGUACCUCUCCUUCGCUCAGCCGGUGCUCAAUUCGUCUCAAGAAAUUCUGACUGCACUCACGGCAACUGGUGCCAUACUGACGCCGACCAAAAGAAGCACCCUGGGGAAUCGCCGGUUUGGCUAUGUUGUGAACAAGAUAUCGGACACCGCGAUUGUGACUCUUGCCCUCGAUGCGAGUUCUAUAAUCAGCAGGCAAGGGACUCCGAUGCUGCCUAGCUGCAAAAUGUGGGAUAAGAUUUUGGACCCAUGGUUACAUUUACCACCUUUUUUUCCCUGCUUGGUGUCGUCGUUAGAUACACACAGACCUUCGGUUAAACUCUGCACAUCAACUUGGAGGACUAGUUCUCGCGACAUCCAGGUUUUGGUAAAGUUUGCAGAGCCUAUGUUCAACUUCAGCUCCUCAUCAGUGCAGGUUUCUGGGGGCAAUGUACUGAGCUUUCAUGAAGCCAGUAAGAGCAUGUACGCGCUUCGGGUGCAGGCGGUCGACAAGCUGGUGUCCGUCCAGGUCGCUGAAAAUGCAGCCCAGGACGUGGCUGGAAACCCCAGCCUAGCAUCAGACCGUCUUGAAGUGAGGCACUAUUCUGUGCCCGCGUCAUCGUCAUCGAUUGCGGCCAUCACCACUAUCAUCUUCGUGGCAACUGCUGUUGUUGCCACGCUCCUCACCGUCUCGACAUCGUCGCUCCUCGCUUCAGGAGCUAUCCCAAGACCCUGCUCCUAUAUGAUCUCGGAGCCAUCAAGAAAUCUGUUGAGAAUGGCAUGCCACAUCCAAAUCUUUGCUCUGUCGAGAUGGCUGUCAGUUAAUCUGCCAAUUGAGUACUACGAGUUUGCAAAGGGGAUAGAAUGGAGCAUCCCAUACAUGCGCCUUCCAUGGGAGGGCCCAGGUGCAGAUCCAUUCCUGGGCUACUCCACAAUGCCUGCCAUUGCAUUCUCGGAGCUGCUCGACAGGAGCGCCGUAGGGGCUGCUAACAUCUCCUAUCCCCGAGCACAAGGUCAGCCGGUGAUGCCAACGCAAAUCCCAUCGGAUCCGGUAUUACCAACGGAACUCCCGGGAGAUGGGAGCCCGAUAAUGCCGAUGCAAACUCCGGGAGACGCAACGCCGGUGAUGCCAAUGCAAAUCCCGUUGGAUGGGACGCCGCUGACUGCAAUGGAGUACCGGUCCUUCUUUGAGAACCCGGACAUGAAGCCUGAAGCACAGAUUAUCAUGAAGCUGCAAGAUUUGGACGGGUGGAAGUACUUUGGCAGGAACAUGUUCUGGCUGGGCGUGAUCGGGGGUGGCCUCAUCCUGCUGCACCUCCUCACCCUCCUCUACUUCAAGCUGAGGUACCGGGGCAGGGAGGGGCGGCACGGCCACGGGGCGCUGGUGCUCCCUAGGCUGGAGAUCAUGGUGGCCGUCCUCGCCGCGCCGUGCAUCGCCCAGGCGGCGGCGGCGGUGAUCAGGGGCGGCACCGCGGGGCGCCUGGCGGCGGGGAUCGCGCUGACCGGCUUGCUGACGGCGCUUCUGGUGGGCCUGCUGCUGUUCCUGUCGCUGGGCAUCACCAUGGGCAGGCUGCUGCAGUACAAGGAGGUGCACCGGGAGGGGCAGGAGUACCACUGGUACCAGGAGCUCGUCCGCCGCACGCUGGGCCCCGGCAAGCGCGGCCAGUGGACGUGGAAGGACCCGCGCCGCGCCGCCUGGCUGGUCAAGCUCGGCCCGCUCUUCGAAGACCUGCGGGGCCCGCCUAAGUCCAUGCUGACGCAGAUCGGCGGCGGCGGCGGCGGCGGCGGGAAGCGCGCCGGUGGUGGCGGGAGGCGGAGGAGGAGGGGGGCGGAUCAUGGAGACGAGGACGAGGACGCGGAGGCGCCCGUGAUCCAGAAGUGUCGGCGUGCUCGCAUCUACUUCACGCUGCUGGAGUCGGUGAAGCGCGUGGCGGUGGGCAUCGUGGCCGGCGCGCACGCGUCGUCGGGGCGGCCGUCGCGCGCGCACGCCGUGGCGGUCGUCGCGAUCGCGGCGUUCCAGCUCUUCUUCAUGGUGCUCAAGAAGCCCUUCAUCAGGAAGCGGGUGCAGCUGGUGGAGAUCCUGUCGGUGGCCAGCGAGGUGCUCGUCUUCGCGGCGUGCCUGGCGCUCAUCGACCAGAGCAGGAGCGGCGCAGACGGCGGGUGGCUGCCCGACGGUGAGGCGCGCGGCGUGGGGCUGGCGAUGCUGGGCGCCUUCGCGCUGGGGUUUGCGGCGCAGGCGUGCAACGAGUGGGCCGCGCUGCUCCGGCAGGUGCGGCUCCUGAGCGCGGACCGGAGCUCGCUCCUGGACGGCGCCAAGACGGCGAGCCUGGGGCUGCUGCUGCUGGUGCUGCCGUCGUCGGUGCUCGGCGACCGGGUGGCGGUGAACCACCCGCAGGACACGCCGCCGCCGGACGGUGGCGGAGCCGGGGAGAGCGUGUCGACGUCGACCCCCGGAGAGGGGGCCAGGGGCGAGAGCGAGGGUUCCAGGGGAUCCUCGAACGAGCGGUGGUGGCUUCGGCAGCUGCGGGAGAUGGCCAAGGCGAGCUUCAGCAAGGAGGGCGGCGCCGCCGCCACCACCGGUGGGGAGGAGGAGGCGUCCACCAGUGGCACCAAGUCGAGGAGUGGGGAGUGGAAGGCCAAGUCGAGGGGCCUCUACAACGACCUGGAAGCCAUCUUCUCCAACAGGUGAGCCUAUAUGCCCUCCAUUGUUGCAGGGCAGGCGAGCGCGGGAAAUGAAUGAAAAGCCUCUGAUUCAACAUGAAUGUUCUGUUCUCUGUGUUAUAGCGUCUUGUGAAUUCGACUGGUCAGUCGAUCUUCUAGGAGGAAAAGAUGGUGUAGAUGGUGAUUAAAUUUUUGCUCUGCGACGAAACAAUGAAUUAGCUUAGAUUGGCUCGCUCAUUAGAUAUUUGAAGUGAAGCUUGUGAGUUGUGAGGAAGUGCUUUACCUCAGUCCUCACUUCUCAGUAUGCACUAUGCACUGUGCCAUUAGUUGUUGCCGGCCGGCAAGGACGCUACAAACUCGUUGGCCAA